CCCCGUGCGAGCGCGCCGUGCGCCGGCCCCCGGCUCAGCCGCCCGGGAGGCCCAAGCCGCGCGCAAACUUUUGCUCCAGUGCCCAGCGCUCCUCCUCGGCAUGUGAAGCCCCCAGGCGCCCGCGCAGUCACCAGGUUCGCCCCAGGAGCAAGUGCCCCUGGCCGAGAUGCUCCUCCGGGACCUGGUGCUGCGCCGUGGCUGCUGCUGGCCCUCACUGCUGCUGCACUGCGCGCUCCACCCGCUCUGGGGCUUCGUGCAGGUGACGCACGGGGAGCCCCAGAAGUCCUGCUCCAAGGUGACCGACAGCUGUCAGCACAUCUGCCAGUGCCGGCCCCCUCCCCCGCUGCCCCCACCACCCCCGCCCCCACCGCCUCCCAGACUCCUCUCCGCUCCAGCUCCCAACGCUACCUCGUGUCCGGCCGAGGAGAGCUGGUGGUCAGGGCUGGCGAUCGUCAUUGCGGUAUGUUGUGCCUCCCUGGUGUUCCUCACUGUGCUUGUCAUCAUUUGCUACAAAGCCAUAAAAAGGAAACCCCUGAGAAAGGAGGAGAAUGGCACCAGUGUUGCUGAGUAUCCCAUGACCUCCUCGCAGAGCAACAAAGGGGUGGAUGUGAACAGCGCCGUGGUGUGAGUUCUGCAGGCCCUGGACCCCCGGCCAGAGGGGCACCUUCGUGGCACUAGUGGAUGCGGGGAAGCAGGUGGACAGAAGCUGACACCGGGCUUGUCCAGGACUUCAUUGCCUCAGAGGCCUUGAGCCUCCCAAAGGAGAACCAUCCUCUCCCCAGCCUUGCCCCUGGUCAGCCCACGGGCAGGGGUAGCAGACACCAGGCUGGGCCAGGCUCACCUGCAUGCAGCACCCAGGCCCGCAGCACCACCCGAGGCUCCCACCUCUCUUCCUCAGCUCGUCCCUGAUCCACUGACUGUCUCCUGGCUGCUGUCUAAAGCACAUGACCUGGGAAGGCAGGGGGUCUGUCCGCUGGGGGGAGGUCCCUUCACCAAAAGACCAGGGAUCCAGGCGCCACGCCCCCACCAAAACAUCUCCUCCCCUCCCCCAGGAAGCCCACUGCUUCUUCCUUGACCACGCUGUUCCCAGCAGAAGCCAUGGGUGCAGCCGUGAGACGUCCCCUUUCAAAGGUGCUUCCCACCCACCUGUCUGCCACCCCCACCUGCAGUCGCCUCGGUUCAGGGCCUGCCUUCUCCCUCCUGUCCCCACCGACCCCUGGCCCUGACUCCCUGUCACAGAGGGCUGUCCCAGCCCACAGAGUCCCCUCCUGAUGGAGCAAAACGUCUCCCUGAACCCCAGGUCCCAGGAAGGACAGGGGCCACUCCGCUGUCCACAGACUCAUCCCCCCCCCCCGCCCCCACCCCAGAGGAACUGACGCUUCUGCGUGAGCCAGGCCUUGCCUUCCCCUGGCAGAGGCCACCACUUGUGCCAAACCCACUGCAGGCGCUCUGGGCUGGGCCCACCUGGCCUGGUAUUGAUGCUGUCCCCUCUCCCCCUGCUGCUCCCUGAGGUCUGGUGCUCAGACCCUCUUCUGAGAAGCCCCAGGCCCCCAUCAUCCAGGAGGAGGCAGCAUUCUUCCGGUGGCUCCCUUUAAGUGUCCCUUUCCGAGGUCUUAUGCCCUAAAAGUGCUGAGCCCUCCAGAGUGGUUGGGGACAAACGGAAGGAGAGAAGAUGGGAGGAGAGGGACCCCGGGGGCCCCCAUCUGCUGGCCUAUUUCCCAGGCAGCCGCCCACCCAUUGCUAGGCCCAUGGAGGCAGCAGCCUCGCGGGUUUGCAUCUAGAGCACCCCCAGUUCUGGGCUUCCCCCACCACCCAGAGGAUCGCUCAGAAGGAACCAGACACGCGCCCAGUGUGGUUCCACCUUCUGGCUGCACAGGGUCUUAGCUGGUGGAUGUCCCUGCCUCCCAACCACCCGUGUAGCUCUCGGGAGGGUAUUUGAGCCACAGGUGAGGCUUUCACAUCCAGGUGAGACUAACAGACUGAGAAGCAGUCCCCACUUGGGCUGAAUUUGAACCAUCCAUCAUCCAGGGCCCUGGUGCCCACAGGGGUGUCUGUGUGCCCAGAGCAGGGGGAGAAGGUGAGUGGCGUGACCCUAACCCCGACCCCCCCACCCCCACCCCCGUCAGCAAGUGCAGUCUGAGCACAGGCCCAGGGCAGGAGCCCCCCACCCCCCAGGAAAAGGUUUUUCCUUCUUUUCAAUUUUGCUCCUGUGUGAGGACUUGAUUUGGGUCUGGAUUGGAGUUUGCUGUCCCUGUGCCCCUUAGCACAGGGCCAGCCGCAGCCCUCAGCCCUGCUCUCACCUGGUCAGCACGUACAGUGCUCGUGGUUGAUGCCCCCCCCCCACUUCACAAAGAUGCAGGGCCAGCAGCUGAGGGUCCUCAACAGGGGAGGUCCCCCCGGCCCCCCACCGCCAGUGUACUUCCCCCACCACCUGCAGCCUCUUCCUGAGUCCCCUGCCUGUUUCCAGAACAGACACCCAGGCAGGACCCCGGCCCUAAGCAUGUGCCAUCCUGGGCUCAGAAGCAAUGGGAGGGCACCUUUGACCAGAGGGGAAAAUCCUGGCUAAGCGGUCGUGGGGUUCUGGGCAGCCCAGGUGGGGGGACAUCAAGGUGGGCAGGGCACAACCCAGCUUUGCACAAACCCACUGGUCUCACCUUCCCCAACUUGGACUUAAACCUGGGAGGCCCGGACUUUGCAAUUUGCCUAAUCCUCCAGCUGUAGAGAGGAUCCUAUGAGCAAUCCAGUGAACCAUCCAGCCUUCACUCCGGGGCUGGGAGCCCCUGCCCUGGAGACACAGAAGCAGGGCACCAGGAAAAGUUAACGUUUGCUCAUAAAUUCCCCCAGCUUGGGUUUGUCCCGUCUCUCUCCCCCAGUUAGUGUAAACGAAGAGAAGAGCCCAGUUUGUAAAAGCAAGUUCACUUGAGAACAAACCCAGCACCGGCCCUUUGGAAGACAGCUCUCACGGGGGCAGUGAGACGGCCCCACUGGAUUUUCCGCUGAAGCCACAGAAGCAUCCCGAAAAACCGCACCAGCCUGGUAUUCGAGCAUAGAAUUUUAAUUUGAGGAACGUUUCUGCAGCCCCUAAACACAGACCCAUCCUCAGACCAGUCUGAAUUUUGAGGUUGAGAAUGAAAUGCGUGUUCCUUCUCUGCAUUUUCUCAAAAAUAGGUAUUUUUCAGCCAUCUCCUAGUUGAGCCCACCUUUAGAAUGGCAUAUAAGGUCUCCCAGAGUUUUCAGGUGUUCCUUAGAAGCUUCUCAAGCAAGUUUUGGAAGGCAGACUAAUAGCUGUAAAAAUAUAGACAUAUAUAUUAUAUAUAGUUAUAUAUAUUUAAAGAGAUCUAUCUAUAUAUAUAUAUACAUAUAAAAUUACUGUACUCUCUGACUCGGGACAAAGUAUGAUUUAAACAGCCCAGCUAGCGUGAGAUUUCUAAUGCAUGAAUGUAAAUAUCCUGAGACCUGCCUUCCUAGCGCUGUGUCGCGUGUUCACGGGGAGAUAGAUGGCUCUUGUUCCCAGGAGUUCUGUCUCCAUGGACAAAUAAAUGUACAUGUCAGGGCCAUCCUGGCCCCCACCGCGAGCCACCGAUGUUGACUUCGUGCUGAGAUGUCGCGCAGGGAGCAGGGCUGGCGGCGGCGGGGGUAGGCUCCAUGCCCUUGUGAGGAAGAAAGCACCAGGCCUUUUUUAUUUUCAAUAAAAAAUGUACUUAUGCA
Phacochoerus africanus (Common warthog) is the source of this 3708-nucleotide messenger RNA. RefSeq names its product proline rich membrane anchor 1 (gene PRIMA1). The record is from RefSeq and is a predicted model, not a curated record. NCBI's taxonomy places the organism in Eukaryota, Metazoa, Chordata, Mammalia, Artiodactyla, Suidae. Bases 167 to 628 code for a protein of 153 amino acids. The transcript has 5 exons.